Messenger RNA from Strongylocentrotus purpuratus (purple sea urchin), 1266 nucleotides. RefSeq names its product cell division cycle protein 123 homolog (gene cdc123). Gene Ontology annotation, cellular component: cytoplasm. Lineage: Eukaryota; Metazoa; Echinodermata; Echinoidea; Camarodonta; Strongylocentrotidae. Bases 207 to 1160 code for a protein of 317 amino acids. The transcript has 11 exons. The record is from RefSeq and is a predicted model, not a curated record.
UGUACGUAUAGACAGUCGAAGCAGACGAUAUUGCAUCAUUCGCAGCAUCAGCAUGACCAUAACAUUUUCUGUCGCUCUUGAAACCGCCUGUUCUUAAGUGGAACAAUCAGUCAGUGGUCGAAAACCUGACACAAAUGCACAAGCUCUUAAAGUUUAUGUGACAGUGUUCAUCUAUGUUCUUGAAAUUAUCUUGCUAAAUAUCAACAAUGAAUCGACAGCAUAUUUUGAACUGUAGUUUUUCUUCAUGGUACGCUAACUUCGUGGAACAUACGAUUGAGAGUGAAGUUAUCAAGCUGCCACAAUCCUUUGUCAACUAUUUACUGGAAGAUGGGAUCUAUCUUCCUCUGAGUAAAGAUGAGAUAGCAGAACAGAAUAUCCAGGAUGUGGGCUCAUCCAAGGUACGUCCUUCCUUUCCCGAUCUACAAGCUAAAGUAGAGAGAGCAAUAAAUCAACUUGGAGGUGAGGUUUUCCCAAAGCUGAACUGGAGUGCACCAAGGGAUGCUUCCUGGAUUGCCUGUGGUAACUCACUGAAAUGCCACACUUUCAAUGAUAUAAUCCUGCUCCUCAAAAGCUCCAACUUUAUUUCUCAUGAUCUUACCGAACCAUUUACGUUAUGUGAUGAAACUGAACAAGCUGGACAAGUGCAAUACGAGUUGGUGCUUAGAAGAUGGACAGAAAUACCUCCCUCAAUGGAAUUCCGUGUAUUUGUUGGAAAUCAAGAAGUGAUAGCAAUCUCUCAACGUGACUGUUCAAGUUUCUUUCCCUGCGUACCUCCAUUAGUAGAUGACAUCACAUAUGAGAUUAACAACUUCCAUGACAGAUACGUAGCUGGCUUAUUCAAAGAACAACAUUAUGUCUUAGAUGUAUUCCGCAAAGACAAGGCUGAAUUUUUAAUUGUAGAUUUCAACCCGUUCAAUGAGGUGACUGAUUCCUCCCUGUUCACGUGGACUGAGCUGUACAGGAUGAGAGAUGGGGAUGAGGAAUGUGACUUGAGAUGUAUCAAGGAGGAGGCCGGUGUACAACCAAGCCCUUAUCUAGCUUACUCCAUGCCAUCGGACUUCUUAGAUCUAAGAUCGGGGACAGAUGCCAACAAGCUUGUUGACUUCUUGAAAAUGGAGGUCCAGAGACAAGAUGACUCAGUAGAUGAUGAUGAGAGGUGAUGAUAUCUCACCGUGAUAGGCCAAUGAUCUUCAGAACUCUCUUUCUCUCUCUCUUUCUCUCUCUCUCUCCCUCCCUCCCUCCCUCCUUCCCUCCCCCUCCCCUUCC